This is a messenger RNA of Protopterus annectens (West African lungfish), 788 nucleotides long. RefSeq names its product synapse associated protein 1 (gene SYAP1). Bases 273 to 788 code for a protein of 171 amino acids. The transcript is spliced from 4 exons. NCBI's taxonomy places the organism in Eukaryota, Metazoa, Chordata, Ceratodontiformes, Protopteridae. The record is from RefSeq and is a predicted model, not a curated record.
CGCCCAGAGCGUACCUUUCUUCUGGAAUCCCGCCCCUGAAAUCCUUCAGUUGCUAAGUCGGAAACACAGGUAACACAACCGUUUAGAAAUCGCUGCGGUUUGCUCGGUUCAUACUUUAUCCCAGCAUACAAUUCGUGAAACCGGAAGUGCCGCGUUGGGAAUGUCACAUUUGUUGACAAAAACAUUGGGAGAGUACAUGUUUUGAACUGAUGCGUGUGACAAGUGUCUUUUAAAAGAAACUUUGUUGUUAUUCAUUUGAUAACUUGGAUACCAUGUUUCGAAGUUUGGGCAGCUGGUUUGGGCUGGAAACCUCAUCAGAACAUCAGGAGCAGCCUGCGAGAGUUCAAGGAUCGAAUAAAGAAGGUGAUCAGUUGGUUGACGAAGUGCCAGGGCAGAACACAGACGUGUCAGCCAGUCCAAAUGAUGAGUUUGCAGAUGAGCUUAAAGGUUUUGGGAGUUACCUUUUAAAUUUUGCCACAACCGCUACAAAAAAGAUAACCGAGUCUGUCUCAGAGACUGCACACACUUUUAAGAAGUCUGUGGAGGAGGGCAGUAUUGAUGGCAUCCUUGAUAAGACUAUCAUAGGAGAUUUUCAGAAGGAACAGGAGAAGUUUGUGCAAGAAAAGCAUACAAGAAAGACUGAUGCAGCAGUACCUCCAUGGGUUGGGUAUAGCGAAGAAGAAACUAUCCAGCAGCAAAUUCUGGCUUUGUCAGCAGUAAGUAUUGUACAUGAUGUCUGGGUUGUGUCUCUGCUUAUAUCCUAUCCAUUAAAGAGUAUUUGCAGUUAA